UCACGUUGUAGGCUCGUUGGUUUCACCAGAUAUUGCCUCUUCAUUGGUGAUGUCAUAUCAGUGUCCCCGUAGCAUCAUCUCUCCUCCAUAAAUACCCUUCUGAGGGCGUGUGGCUUCCACAAGCCUUCUUCUUAUCUCCUUCAUCCAUUUUCGUCCCUAAUAUCCCUCUUUGCUUUCUCUUCUCUCUUUGCUUCCUCUCAGUUACUUCAUGGCAACCCUAGAAGUAGAAGCCAGCAACCAACCAAUCCCCAAGGAAACCACACUUGAUAUACCUGAAAAUGAUUCUGAGCUUCAGAUCACUGACCAAGAAAUCAAAAUAAACUACUCCCAAAGGGCACAGUGGCUGAGAGCUGCAGUUCUUGGAGCCAGUGAUGGAUUGGUCUCUACAGCAUCGUUAAUGAUGGGAGUAGGAGCUAUAAAGCAAGAUGUAAAAUCCAUGAUUAUUACUGGUUUUGCAGGAAUGGUUGCCGGAGCGUGUAGCAUGGCGAUCGGAGAGUUUGUGUCGGUGUACUCGCAGUAUGACAUAGAGGUUUCUCAAAUGAAGAGACAACAUAAAGCUUCAGAUGAUGGAAAAGAAAGUCUGGAUGAGGGGGAGAAAGAAGAUCUCCCAAGCCCACUCAAGGCGGCUGGAGCAUCUGCUCUUGCCUUUGUUGUUGGAGCCUUGGUCCCAUUGUUAUCAGCUUCUUUUAUAAAGGGUUAUAAGGUGAGAUUGGGGGUGGUAGUUGCAAUAUCUAGCUUGGCUUUGAUUGUGUUUGGGGUUUUAGGUGGUGUCUUAGGAAGGGCACCUGUGAAGAAGUCUUGUUUGAGGGUGUUGAUUGGGGGUUGGCUUGCUAUGGCUAUAACUUUUGGGUUGACCAAGUUGAUUGGGCUAGCUGGAAUAUAAGAUUAGGUUAUCCCUAGCUAGCUAGGUCCUCUUUUUUUUAUUUUUUUAUGAUA
Molecule: messenger RNA, 936 nt
Organism: Telopea speciosissima
Lineage: Eukaryota; Viridiplantae; Streptophyta; Magnoliopsida; Proteales; Proteaceae
Product: vacuolar iron transporter homolog 4-like
Exons: 1
Coding region: 209-883 (224 amino acids)
Biological process (GO): intracellular manganese ion homeostasis
Cellular component (GO): membrane
Molecular function (GO): iron ion transmembrane transporter activity; manganese ion transmembrane transporter activity
Source: RefSeq, a predicted model, not a curated record